CUUACGUUGGGUUGAAUGGGUGCAGAUGAUGACAGAAGCUUUUUGUUAGCAUGGAAAAGCCGCUUUGACAUAGCUCUAGGAAUAGCCAGAGGACUUCUGUAUCUUCAUCAAGAUUCGAAACUACAAGUCAUUCACAAAGAUCUCAAAGCAAGCAAUAUAUUGUUAGAUGCUGACCUCAAUCCUAAAAUCUCAGACUUCGGCCUCGCAAAAAUCUUUGCAGGCCAUGAAAGAGAAGCAAGAACGAAAAGAAUCAUUGGUACCUAUGGCUAUAUGUCCCCAGAAUAUGCUUAUGAUGGAAAAUUCUCCGUGAAAUCCGAUGUUUUUAGCCUUGGUGUAAUUUUGCUAGAGGUAGUAACUGGCAAAAGGAAUAGAGGGUUCUGCCAUCCUGAUCAUGAACACAACCUUCUUGGGCAUGCAUGGCUGCUGUGGAGCGCAGGCAGGUCCUUGGAGCUUCUGCAUGAAUCUCUAUGCGACUCCUUCAUCGCAUCCCAAGUAGAGAGAUGCAUUCAAGUCGGUUUGGUAUGCGUCCAAAAGUGUCCUGGAGAUAGGCCAACAAUGUGUUCAGUCAUUUUCAUGUUAGCGAAUGAGGAAGCAAUCUUGCCACAACCUAAACAGCCCGGGUUCUUUAAGGAGAGAGGUCCAUCGAGCACAGAGGCAUCUUCGAUAAGGGAAGAAUCGUACACAAGGAAUAUCGUUACAAUCACCAUGCCGGAAGGUCGAUGAACUUCCCAUCGAGGAAGUUCCCUGCAGUGUGGACUUCAGAAAAGCUUUCUCAGUGCAUGAAGGUUGCAAGGAUCAGUAGAUGGUCUGCAAUCACUAUAAUCUUGAAUGUGUGAAAGGUGCAGUGACCUCCACUUUGACGUUGCUUCUUCAGGUUCACAAAUUGUAGAAAACACUGCUAAAAACAAUCUGGAAAGGUUCUGAAGGCAUGGAUUGCAGUUGCCUCUUCCAUGAAUAUGUGAUAUUUGUGUACACGAAUCUGUCGGCUUCCCCGCGGAUGGAGUACUGAUUAGACGAGGGCUACAACAAAGGAUUCGCGUUUUAAUAAUUCAGAAGGGUCAAGCAACUUGGUAUAGGCCUUUCUAUUGAAAUUGAUUGCCAAUGGUUAUUCGUAGAGAAUUAUAUCGACUCUCUAAACUUUCAUAUGAGCAAGUAGUUAUAUUUAGUUAUUAACUGCUUCACUUUAUUUUUGUACGAUACAUGGAUAAGUGAUCUCCCAGUGGAAGUAUUUCCACGUUUAUGAACAAUAUAAAGUUUUUUCGCCA
Molecule: messenger RNA, 1265 nt
Organism: Syzygium oleosum
Lineage: Eukaryota; Viridiplantae; Streptophyta; Magnoliopsida; Myrtales; Myrtaceae
Product: G-type lectin S-receptor-like serine/threonine-protein kinase At4g03230
Exons: 3
Coding region: 16-723 (235 amino acids)
Biological process (GO): protein phosphorylation
Molecular function (GO): protein serine/threonine kinase activity; ATP binding
Source: RefSeq, a predicted model, not a curated record